AGCCGACAUGGGUUGUUGAGAGGGAGGUCGUCCACGCGAUAGAGAUUAUCCUAGGGUGUAGCAUCCUGAAGGGUAGGAUCUAUCGGAUGUCUUCAGGUGAGCUUGAUGAGCUUCGCCGGCAACUCAAGGAACUCGUAGAAACGGGUUGGAUACGACCGAGUGUUUCUCCUUAUGGGUCUCCAGUACUAUUUGUACCAAAGAAGAAGGAAGGAACACUUAGGAUGUGCAUUGACUAUAAGGGCCUCAAUGCCAUCACUGUAAAGAACAGAGAGCCCCUAUCGCGCAUCGAUGAUUUGCUAGAUAGAGUGCAAGGGUGUCGGUACUUCAGUAAGAUAGAUCUGAAGUCCGGGUACCAUCAGAUUGCAAUCCGGCCCGAGGAUCAACACAAAUCCGCAUUUCAGACCAGGUACGAUCUGUACGAGUUUGUGGUGAUGCCUUUUGGACUUUAUAAUGCUCUUGGCACCUUUCAGCACGCCAUGCAUCAGAUAUUUCAUGACUACUUGGAUAAGUUUGUCAUCGUGUACCUCGAUGACAUACUUAUUUUUAGUAAGACUGUCGAGGAAUACGUUGCACACUUGGACAAUGUCCUUAGUCUUCUGCGACAACACAAGUUCAAGAUUAACGGUGAGAAGUGCGAGUUUGGCCGCACCCGUGUCUUGUACUUGGGUCAUGAGAUUUUCGCGGAGGGAUUGAAGCCCGAUGACGCGAAGGUGACCAGCAUUCGUGAUUGCCCACGUCCUCAGUCUGUGACUGAGAUGAGAUCUUUCUUAGGGAUGACAGACUACUAUAGGACUUUCGUGAAGAAUUAUAGUAUAGUGGCUGCCCCUUUGACUGAUCUGAACCGCCUUGACACCCCAUGGGAGUGGACAGACGAGUGCGAGGCUGCUUUCACACAUCUGAAGCAUGCGUUGACGCACUACGAGGUCUUGAAACCUCCUGAUCCUGAUAAACCGUUUGUAGUAACCACGGAUGCCAGCCAAUAUGACAUUGGUGCCGUACUUGCGCAACAGGAGGGGAAAAAGUUAAGGCCUGUUGUGUACAUGUCUAAGAAGAUGCCGUCUCAGAAGUUGGCCAAGUCCACCUAUGAGAAGGAACUCUAUGCGGUUUACAAGGCUCUCACCCAUUGGAGGCACUAUCUCCUUGGGAGGUUCUUCAUCCUCAGGACUGAUCAUCAAACCUUGAGGUGGAUGAGAACUCAACCGGUGCUCUCUGACUCUCUGAAGCAUUGGAUCGAAGUCAUUGAGCAGUAUGACUUCGACUCACAAUAUCUGAAAGGGGAGUACAACAAGGUUGUUGAUGCCUUGUCGCGUAGACCUGAUUUCUCAGGCGCGCUGAUUACUGAGUUCGACCUUACGGACGAUGUUACGCGUUCUUUGGUGGAAGCCUAUCGCGAGGACCAGUUCAUGUUUGAGAUCAUACGCAGACUUGAGGCGAAGGAUAAGAAGACUUCUGCCGAGUUUGAGUUGAUCAACGACUUGCUGUUCCUUGAGAAGGAAGGGAAUAAACGUUUGUGUGUCCCAAAUAGUGAGUCUUUGCGUAGUUUAUUUGUAGGAGUAUGUCAUGACGCCACCGUCCAUUUUGGUUUCAAAAAGACUGCAGCCAAUUUGUUGCAGCGGUUCUGGUGGCCCACGAUUGUGAGAGAUGCUAAGCUGUACGUGGAGACUUGUCAGGUCUGUCAGAGAGACAAGCCCCGUACACAGGCCCCUCGUGGGCUCCUCAAGCCCCUUCCGAUUCCGGAAAGGCCUGGUGAGAGCCUAUCCAUGGACUUCAUGGAUACGCUGGUAACCAGCAAGAGCGGAAUGAGACAAAUCUUUGUUAUCGUGGAUAGGUUUAGUAAGUACGCUAGGUUAGUUGCAAUGCCGGAGACAGCGAAGACUGACCAUGUGAUUAAGCUGUUCAAAGAGAACUGGGUUAGAGACUUUGGAUUGCCAAAGUCUAUAGUCAUGCAACUACCUGAGAACCAGCCCCCUGCUGCACCUGGGACUUCAGAGUUUGCUUAUCGAUGUGAGCAGCUUAUGCAGCAGUCUGUUGAGCAGAUGCACAAAACGCAGGCGGCGAUGAUAGAGUCUGAGAACAAACACCGCCGCCCAUUCACGUUUCAGGUAGGAGAGAGAGUCUGGGUCAAGUCCUCAGAACUGGGACAGGAACACGGGAUCUCACGCAAGCUCAUGCCACAGUACUUUGGACCAUGGGAGAUUCUGGAUGUUGUUGGGAAUGAACCAGAUGGGCCGUCUUAUGUUGUUCGCAUACCUGGUCACUUAGGCACUUACCCUGUUUUCCACGCCUCGAAGCUUGCACCAUGCAAAGAAACUGACCAGUUUCCUUCUCGUCGCUUUAUGCUGCCCCAAGCCAUGGAUGGAGAGGUCGACAUCGAUGACAUCGUUGAUCACAGAGAGAUGCCAGUUCCAAGACCAACUGGCAGAGGACGUCCUCCAACACCGAAGCUGCAGUACCGAGUUCGGUUCAGACAUCACAUUGACCCCAGGGAGGACAGAUGGUUCACAAGCGAGGAACUGAUGCAGACCGCUCCACAGACAGAAAGUGAAUGCACGAUGAAGCAAGUGCGUCCAGGGCUGUGUAUUGGAGAUUUGGAGGAUGCAGAGAGGUGUCUACCUCGAUGUGGCAAUGUUUCAAUCACACAUAUUCUGUCUAUGGGUGCACCUUUGGCAGCAAUACGAGCUCGCCAAUCAUCUCUGCAACCUUCGAUCAAGAUGAAUGAAUUGGUUUUUGUUGGGGAGGAGGUAUCACCAGGGCAAGUAAAAGGCGAACCGUAUGCCCGUCGAGUGCGAAAUCUCUACGUUCCUAUCUUUGACUUGCCCACAUCAAACUUGUUGCAGCUAUUGCCGCAAUGUAUUGACUUCAUCGACAGUGCUCUAUGUCCUACUUUGCCAUCCGAAAACUCUGAGAACAAAAAUGAUCAGUGCUCUCCCGAUUCAGCUGGUGCUGUGUCAGUGCCUGCACCAAGCUCUCAGCCUCCGCCGUCACCUGCUCCUCCCACAUUUCUUCCAUUGUCCGUCUCACCUGUGCGUCAUGCUGUCCUUGUACAUUGUUUUGCUGGAGUGUCGCGGAGUGCAUCUGUCGUUGUUGCAUACCUCAUGAAGAAGGAGAAGCUGAGUUUCAAAGAAGCAUUUCUGUCACUGAAAAAGGUGCAUCCUCAUGCAUGUCCGAACCAGGGGUUUCGGGAACAGUUGCAGUUGUUUCAUGCAAUGGGAUGCUGCCUUGAUCGAAACUAUCCUCCUUACAAAAAGUACUGUCUAGAGUUGAUGAGCAGGAGGAGGUGGGGGUUUGCGGGCGCAGUUGCCAGACUUCCUGCGCCACCUGGCCUGCCCGGAGGGGUCAUGCCGAAGGUCUGUUCGGUUAUCAUCCGAAAUCAUCAUACGAAUGCUGCUGGUCAUCGUGGGUUGCAGUCCUGUCUGGAGAUCACCAGUCAGAAGAAGUCUGGACAGCGUCGAGGUGGUGCUGGCAUAGUUUCAAUGAGCUUGCCCGCAUCGAGCCACUCGAGUCCUCCCCGCUCUUCCUGCUCAACAGCACGCCCCAAAACGGGCUCACAUAUUACCCGCGGAAUCCAACACCUGUCACCACCCCUGCAGCAGCAGGUUUUACAGCCGCAGCAGAGUCAACAUCUCAAGGGUGCCAUUAGUAAGCUAGUGCACAAUCCUGAUGAUGGUGGCAAUCCGAGCCCGCCAUUGACAGCGAGACGGGCUGGACGGCGUACGAGGGGUGCCCAAGCUCACACACAGGCUGUUCAUCCAGAUGGGGCUCCUGAUGACCAGCGGACGGGCACAGGACAGCAUCAUACCGAGACAAGAAUCAAGGGAGGGGGUACUGGAGGUGCUGGUGACCAGAACGCUUUGGGUAGGGUUGCUAGUGAGCAUCCGCCUGUCGGUACAGAUCAUACGAGUUCUCAUGGAGGGGGUAAAGAUGUCCAUUCUCGACAAGUGAUCGGCGACAGCGGUGCCUCUGUCGAUGACCAUUCCAUGGUGGCUUCCAGAACAACUGGCUUGUAUCCUUCUGGGGAUUGGAAUGGUGGUCCCCACCCUUCCAAACAUGGCAAAGGCAGUGGUGAAUCGGCUGCUGCAAGGAAUGGCGAAGCUGCGGAAAUUGGUUCUGACGGUGCCAAUGGAAAUCGGGCCAAUCUUGACGGUCAGGGUUUGCACAAGGCCAGAGGCCUCGGUCCAGGUACAGGUAACAUGCAUGAGGUGAGGGGGGUGCCACUUCGGGUGACAAAGGUUGAUAUCCUGGGUGAGAAGAAAGGGGCUCAAGAGGUGUGCCUGUAUCGGUGUAGGAAGUGCCGGAGUGUUGUUGCCUCCGGAGAGAAUUUGCUCCCACAUGACCCUGGUGAGGGCCCCACCGAGGUCAACCGAUGGCAGAAGAAGGGGGCGCCCCAGCAGUACUCGGUCGGCAGAGCUCGCAGCGCAGGUGUAGUCAGGACCACGGUGUUGGGUGAAAGUCCAGCAUCUGGAAAGCAGCUGAUGUCAUGUGGAGAAUGUUCAUCAAUAUUUGUUGAGCCCCUGGAGUGGAUGACGGGAGUGACAGACGGAGAGAGAGGAGGGAAGCUUAGUUGUCACAAGUGCUCUGCACGUUUAGGAAGUUUCGACUGGGGCGGAUUACACUGUAGCUGUGGGGCAUUAGUCUCUCCUGCAUUCCAACUGCAUAAGAGCCGCAUAGACGCUGGGUCGUACUAUGUGAUCUGAACAAAGGACGUACUAUUUGAUCUGACCUAAGGACUACAUUGGCAAGUGGAUAGACAAUAGCACGGCACGGAUUCGAGAUGCCAGGUCUUCCACCUUCCCAUCCUCACAGUUCCCGUUGACUGCAUCAUGCAUCCAAGUCGACACGUAAUGCCGAAGCUGGACUCGUUACACUGAUGGGCUGAAAGGCAAACUGCCGGUGAGCUGACAUGAUUAUGCCUGCUGAUGUGCUGUGUCUGAUGGACGCAGUGGGACCGAGCUAAGGUGUUAAACACUCCGCCUGGGGAGUAUGGUCGCACGGCCGAAUUGACGCUGGCCUGCACAAGUGGCUGAGCGUGUUGUUCAAUUCAAUACAAUGCGUGGAAGCUUACCAGCCCUCAACAUAUGGAACCAACUCCUCGUGAGAGUCCGAUGUACUUUUGACUUCAUACACGUCCUGCGUGGCUGUCGUCAUGUCGUAAGAUGUUGGGUUACGUCCUAUAACGACUCUGAAACUGUGCCUUGUGAUUUUAAGCUGAAGCUGUCCGCUGAUCCGUCUUGCCAGAUGGACACUGUUGUUUGCACUCGUUAUACCCAACGCAAGUCUGAUGGCAAUGGCGGGUCUCGGAGUUGUGUCUAUGGACGCACAAGGUAGCAGAUUCCUUUGUGGCGUGUGCUGUCGGCAGUGGUGGACGUUGGAUAUGGAAGAAAGCUAAGCACUUGGCUGGACCCUGUCGUUGGUGGUGUGUGCUGUUGGCACUGAUGGACGUUGGAGGUGGAAGAAGCGAAGCACUUGGCUGGACUCUGGCAUCUGACCAGGUUUGUGGGAAUUGGUGGCAGCAGGUGCGCUUGCUCAUCAUCGAUCGUUUGUUGUCUUUCUUCUGAUUUGCAGGUGAUACCUUGAUUGGCUCUUCCUGCAUGAUUUGGAUAGUAAUCUAUGCUGUCUGUCCUGCGACAUGGUAGCACAACUUCAUAUGUUUGUCAGGGAACCACGGGUGGCUCAUGUCUUUCCAGGAGCAGACACAUCUCUCAGUUCUUUUCUAAAGUCGAGCCUACUCACGAUUAGGAUGAGCAGUGUGUGGGUUGUAAAUAUUGUCACUACUUGAUGAAUAUCUGCACUUGUCAUUUUCAAGCCCAGUUCGCUAUGGCAGGUGAGUAGUAGGACCUCACGGUCAUACGGUGUGGCUGAUGCCACCUUUGAAAAAGCUAAAGAAAACAGGUGCUUUUCUUUGUUCGGAGCCUCUCUCUCUCUCUCUCUCUCUCUCUCUCUCUCUCUCUCUCUCUCUCUCUGAUGGCACCUUUGAAAAAGCUGAAAAAAAACUGGUGCUCUGCUUUGGUCAGAGCCUCUCUUUCUCUCUCUCUCUCUCACACACACACACACACACACACACACACAACAAUGAGUCUGACCACCUGACGUGUGUUCAUUGCAUGGCUCCCCCGGACCCAGACAGAGCAUGAUGUCCGGCAGGACUGAAGUCUGUUUAUGCGUGGCCAAGAGUUUUUUUCAGGGUGGGAAUGUAUGUUUGGAGUUUUGCCCACGAUAUCUUUGCGAGGAGGUUCAGAGAGUGUUUGCUGUGGGUGUCAUUCCCACACGCUGCUCUUUUGGAGCACAUGGAAGGAAAUGGGGAAUCUUCUAGGGUGUUUUAAGCAGUAGCGCUUCUGGGGUCGUGUGAAGAUCUUGUGGAGUUUGGCAUGGUAUGUGCAGUGGCCUUUGCUGUAGCACUUUGACAUCAUUUGAAUCUGCAGGUUGUGUGGCGGAGGGAGGUUCAUGGCACUCUUGCUGUUUCAUACAGGUCCUGUGCUGUAUGUUUGAUUUGUGGUGGCUUUGUAGGCUGACUCAGAGGGCUCUCUGAUUUUCUUUAGAACAUUGGCGGAUGUGGUUGGUGCUUUCCUGUUAGUGGGGCCUUUUGUGUUAUGGUGAGUUGCCCAUUUUCGAUGCGUCUGGUCCAGAGAUAAAGCCAGAUACAUGUG
Messenger RNA from Chara braunii, 6644 nucleotides. The record is from the annotation of a GenBank genome assembly. Lineage: Eukaryota; Viridiplantae; Streptophyta; Charophyceae; Charales; Characeae.